AGACACUGGAGCAACUUCCUUCUGGGCUGAGAGAUUUCAAAUCAAAUUCUUCUUUAACCCCUCCCGCCUUGGGCUCCUGCCUCCUACCUGGUCAUGGAAGGCGAAGCCGCAGCAGCCACCGCCAAGGGGCCAAGGUCAGCCCCGUGUGCAGCAGAGCCUUUAUAUAGCCUGGGAGAGCGCCUGGCCUUCCUUUGACACCUCGGCUGGCUGGGCACCCUUUCCAUCAUGUGGCAGGCGCUUCUGGCAUACAAGAACUAUCUCAUUGGCGUACUGACGCCCCUGGUCUUCCUCCCUCUGCCUCUGGCCCUCCCUUACAAGGAAGCCCAAUGUGGCUACACCAUCAUCGUGAUGGCCGUCUUCUGGUGCACGGAAGCCCUGCCCCUGGCGGUGACUGCUCUCUUCCCCGUCCUCUUCUUCCCCCUCAUGGGCAUCAUGGACUCCACCACGGUGUGCAUGGAGUACCUGAAAGACACCAACAUGCUCUUCAUUGGGGGUCUCCUGGUGGCCAUCGCUGUUGAGCACUGGAACCUCCACAGGCGCAUCGCCCUGCAGGUCCUUCUCAUUGUCGGAGUCCGGCCUGCCUUGCUCCUGAUGGGCUUCAUGGGCGUGACAGCCUUCCUCUCCAUGUGGAUCAGCAACACGGCCACCACGGCCAUGAUGGUGCCCAUCGCCCAGGCCGUCCUGCAGCAGCUGCAGAAGUCGGAGCUGGAGCAGAGCGCUGCGGAGCAGGGGGUCACCCAGAACGGGACCAUCAACCGGGCCUUCGAGAUGCAGGAGGCCCCCCCACAGCAAGCCAACGGCCACCUGCAGGUGGUGGUGAAGGAGAAGGUCCCCGAGGAGGCUAAGCAGGAGCUGGAAGAAAACCUGCGGCAGCUGCAGCAGAAGCACCAGACCUUCUGCAAAGGGAUGAGUCUGGCCGUCUGCUACUCUGCCAGCAUCGGUGGCAUCGCCACCCUGACGGGCACCACCCCCAACCUGGUGCUGAAGGGGCAGAUGGACGAGCUCUUCUGCCGCAACGACAACGUGGUGAAUUUUGCCACCUGGUUCACCUUUGCGUUCCCCGCCAUGCUGGUGUUAUUGAUCCUCUCCUGGCUGUGGCUCCUCCUGAUGUUCCUGGGCUUGGACUUCAAGAAGAAUUUCGGCUGCGGCAUAAGUGAGGCAGAGAAGCAGAAGUCCAGGCAGGCCUACAGCAUCAUCAAGAGCGAGUACCGGGCAUUGGGCCGGAUGAAGUUCUCUGAGGUGGCCGUCCUCAUCCUCUUCAUCGCCUUGGUGGUCCUUUGGUUCACCCGGGAGCCCGGCUUCAUGCCCGGCUGGGCCAACACCCUCUUCAGCCAGAGGGGCAAGAGCCACAUCACGGACGCCACUGUGGUCAUUUUCAUCUCAUUGCUGAUGUUCCUGAUCCCCUCCGAACUGCCCAGAUGUUCUUCCGGGGCCCAGCAGGAAGGCAGCCCGGGACAGAUCCGCGCGCCCCCCGCCCUUCUGGACUGGACCACCGUCAACCGGCACAUGCCCUGGAACAUCGUCAUCCUCCUGGGAGGGGGCUUCGCCUUGGCCAAAGGCAGCGAGGUCUCCGGCCUGUCCAGCUGGCUGGGGAACAAGCUGACCCCUCUGCAAAACAUCCCCCACCCGGCCAUCACCUUCCUGCUCUGCCUGCUGGUGGCCGUCUUCACCGAGUGCACCAGCAAUGUGGCCACCACCACCCUCUUCCUGCCCAUCCUGGCAUCCAUGGCCCAGGCCAUUGAGCUGAAUCCCCUCUACGUGAUGCUGCCCUGCACCCUCGCAGCCUCGCUCGCCUUCAUGCUGCCCGUGGCCACUCCGCCCAACGCCAUCGUCUUCUCCUACGGCAACCUCCGCGUCAUCGACAUGGUCAAAGCCGGGUUUAUGCUGAACAUCCUGGGCGUCCUGACUAUCAUGCUGGCCAUCAACACCUGGGGCUUCCCCAUGUUCAACUUGCACCAGUUUCCAGCCUGGGCACACGUCAAUGCCACCCACUGCUGACAGGAGGAAGAGGGUCACCCGAACUCAGAGCAGCUUGCCCAGCCCUGAGCUGGUUUCUUGGGCAUCCCGUUGCCUCGCCUCUGGGGGCACAACGUAGCUCAGACUGGCCCGGCCCUUGAGGAUGGGCAUGGGUACGUUGGGCACCUUCGAGCACCAGCCUCCCUUGCCCUGAAGGAUGUCCGGCCUGCCGUGUGCCAGCGAGUGAGAAUUUAUUUCCUGUCUAAGCAGCAACCCUGGAGGCUGCCUGGCACAAGGCUUGGGGGCUGCCAGUGUGCCCACAGGUGGAGCAGCUUCUGCAGAGCAUCUCUGUGCCAGCCACAAUCAUUCUCAAAGUGCCCCCUACGGGCCAGGCCCCCAACAUCUGCAUGCAGCUGCAUGCCCAGAACCCGGCCUGGCGUUUCCCUCUCAGCUGGGCUGCAGAGUCUCAGGCCAAGGCCAGGGCCGGCCCCUGGGCUCCCUCCGGACACAAGGAGACAGGAAGGCGGUCAAAUAAACCGGUUUUCAGCCAGACCUUCCUGGGCAGAUGCCACUUUGUGGGAAUUUCAGGGCCUAGAAAACACAGGCAGUUCUCGAUUAACCACAAUUUCCAUUGCUAAGCGAGACAGUUGCUAAGAGAAUUCUGCCCCAUUUUAUGACCUUUUUUGCCACAGUUGUUAAGCGAAUCCGGCUUCCCCAUUGACGUUGCUUGUUAGAAGGUCGCAAAAGGGGAUCACAUGACCCCCUGGGACACUGUAACUGUCAUACAUGUGAGUCAGUUGCCAAGUGUCUGAAUUUUGAUCCUGUGAUCGAAAGAAUGAAUAAUGGUCAUAAGGAAACGUGCUGGGGAGGGGGGUCUCUAGCCCUGCAGUGGGAAAUCGGCCCCUGUUCAGGAAAGAGAAUUGCCAUUUGCACCCCCAACUCCCUAUUGGGCAGGCAUGGGGCGAGGGCUCCCCCCAGGGAAGCAGCAGGGGCCUCCAACCCUGGGCACCUUCAGAAGUCCCACUACCUGUUAGAAGAUCAGCCGCCUCAUCCAGAAGAUCCCAAAAGGUUUGGGGUGCAGGAUGAGCCCCAGCAUUCAGUUCCUCCCAAGGCCUCAAAUGCCUUCAAAGAACAGCAUCCCAGGGACCUUGGAGGGCAUCUAGUCUAACCCCCAGCCCAACAGGAGACUUCCCAGGCAAACGACUGUCCAAUCUCUUCUUAAAAACCUUCAGGGAGGGAGCUCUCACAACCGUCCACGGAGUAAUUUUUAAUUACUAAUCAAUCCAUCAAUCAAUCAAUCGUUCCCAUGGCCAGGAAAUCCCUCCUUAAUUCUAGAUUGGAUUUUUUUCUUCCACCCAUUGCCUUUCCUUCCUUCUUCCCUUCCCUUCCUUCCUUCCUUCUUCCCUUCCCUUCCCUUCCCUCCUUCCUUCCUUCCUUCCUAUCUCCCUCCCUCCCUAAAUCCUAGUCUGCCUGUAUGUCCUAGGGCUGGAAGAUACCUCGGAGGUCAUCCAGUCCAACCCCCUGCUCAAGGCAGAAGUCCUCAUACCAUCCCAGUUCAAAAUGCUAUUUUUGAAAGCCUCCAGUGAUUUGAUGCUGGGCUGGAGAACAUGAGAACUGGGGCCGUCUGCCAAACCCACUUUCACCAGGAGGGGGUGCUGCAGAGUUCCCAGGCACCCCAUACAGAAUCUACAAUGGGUUGUAGCCCCAACCCGCCUCUCUGUUUCCCGUUGUAAAACAGCAGGAUUGGGAGGGGGCCUUAAGUCCAUCCCUGUUCUGAUCCUUCCCCCACCCCCCAGUCAUCUCCAGGAAAGAAAUGCACCUGUGUCCCUCACGCCACACAUCUAGAUUGCAGAAAAUAUGACUUCUCUAACAGAAUCAUCAGUGCUUGGAAUACUUUACCUGACUCUGUGGUCUCUUCCCAUAAUUCCAAAAGCUUUAAUCAAAAACCUUCUAAUAUUGACCUCACCCCAUUCCUAAGAGGACCAUAAGGGGUGUGCAUAAGCGCACAAACGUGCCUACCGUUCCUGUCCUAUUGUUCUUUUUUCUUUUCUUCUUCCUAUAUAUAUAUAUUGAUGCUUAUACCUCCUAAUAUUUACUCAUAUAUAUGUUUAUAUACUAUAUAAUCCUUUUUAUAUGAUGUUGUGACAAAAAUAAAUAAAUAAAAUAAAUAAAUAAACACA
Messenger RNA from Ahaetulla prasina, 4136 nucleotides. RefSeq names its product solute carrier family 13 member 2 (gene SLC13A2). Gene Ontology annotation, cellular component: membrane. Lineage: Eukaryota; Metazoa; Chordata; Lepidosauria; Squamata; Colubridae. The transcript has 12 exons. The record is from RefSeq and is a predicted model, not a curated record. Gene Ontology annotation, molecular function: transmembrane transporter activity. Gene Ontology annotation, biological process: monoatomic anion transmembrane transport. The coding region runs from base 226 to 1998 and encodes 590 amino acids.